UGAAUAAAUGACCAAAUGUACUCAUGAAAGAUGAAAACGCUGACAAUUGUACCCAUAGCAGACCGAAACUAACUUUGUACCCAUUGAAGAUGCGGUCCGUGUGACAGAAAUACCCUGCCUUGGUUUGACACCAGCUUCGUGCUUAUACGAACCUACGUGGCACUCCAAACCCCCCAAACCCCUAUCUACGUGGAUUUCAACGUUAUUAUAAGGAUUAACCCAUGAAGUGAAAACCCUAGGGAGUCAUCUUCCCCAAUUCAAACCACACCCCAGUAAAUGCAAUUGACUUCAACCUCAUCCAGUUUCAAGUGCACAUAAGGAGAGAAGAAAUUUUCUCGUGAGCCCUGGCAUGUCGUUGCGAAGAUAUAACUCUCCUGCAAGUGAUGGAACUCGCAGCAGUUCAUCGAGUUCGAAGAGGAUGAAGGGAAAGAUGCUCGACGGAAAAUGCUUGUGUGGGAGGGAUGUUGUGUUGAUAGAGUCUGGCACCAUGACAAACUCUAAUAGAUGGUUCAUCAGAUGUCCUGGGUGGGCGACAAGAGAUUGCAAAUACUUUGUGUGGGUGGAUGAAAUUGAAGAAGGAUGGGAGGGCCUAGCAAGAGCUUUAGCAAAAAGAAAUUCCGAUAAGUCUUAUUCAAGGCAUGAGGAUGGCGUGACUGUAACGACUGGUCUGAAAAAUCAGCCAGCAUCGUCGAUGAUGUCUAGGAAAUUGGAAAAAUUUAGGGGUGAAGUUAGGGGGGAACUUAGGGGAAUGAGACUGUUGUUCUCAACCAUUGCGUUGGGGGUUGCCUUCUGUUUAAUUUUUGAGUUGUAUUUGGUUAUGAAAGUGUAAGAUGUGUAUGAGUUGGGAACUUUGGUAUGACAUGCUGCUCAAGUGAUUGUAUAACUUUGAUCUGGUUUUUAUUAAUUCUGAUGCAUUAACAUAGGCACGAAGAUUUCGAUC
This is a messenger RNA of Arachis ipaensis, 940 nucleotides long. RefSeq lists its product as uncharacterized. Gene Ontology annotation, molecular function: zinc ion binding. The record is from RefSeq and is a predicted model, not a curated record. NCBI's taxonomy places the organism in Eukaryota, Viridiplantae, Streptophyta, Magnoliopsida, Fabales, Fabaceae.